AACCCCCCAUAUCAAAACGGCAGAACGACGUCGACGUCGUCGCGCUUGUAACUAACCAACAACAAGAACAAAAUGCAAUAAAUAAAAAAAGUUUAAGUUUAGACUACAUUCUAUAAGAAAAGCGUUAUCAGAGCGAAAAAAGUUCUUUUGUUUUUGUCGAUAAGCAGAUCAAACAUAAUAUCACGGUAGAAAAUAUCUAACGCAGCGCAAAAAAAAAAAUCAUUGCAAACUAAACUUUAACACAUAAAUUCAGUACAUGUACCAUAUCAGUAUAAAUGAAUGAUAUAAAAUUUGUAAAGUGACCAGAAUAUCUACAAUAAAAUACGAAUCAACUACAACUACUCUAUUAAAAAAUCAUCGAAGAAGUCCUAUUCCAAAAAUCCAUCCUACUGCUGCUUUGCGUCGCGCCUGUCCUCAUGCAGAACUAGGCUGAGUAGCAUAAAAAUAGAUUUUUUCUACAAAAUGACCUCGUACAUCGAGCUAUUUGGUUUAAUAGUGCUGCUGAUGUUGCCGUUUUUGUACGAGUCCAGUCAUAUUUUUCGUUAUUACUUCAAAUUUCUCAUAUAUUAUGGCAUCGUUUCAUUCAAUUCAAUUGUCCUGAUACCGGCAUUUCUAUUUCGACCCUGCGAUGUUCGCAAUUUACUUUGGGCCAGUACCUGGUGCCAUCGAGUAACAACACUGAUUGGUCUCAGAUGGGAACUUCGAGGCAAAGAACAUUUGGAGAAAGACCGGGCCUGCAUUAUUGUGGCUAAUCAUCAGUCCUCGUUAGAUGUAUUGGGUAUGUUCAAUAUUUGGCAUGUAAUGAAUAAAUGCACUGUCGUUGCCAAACGUGAACUGUUUUAUGCUUGGCCCUUUGGCCUGGCCGCAUGGUUGGCUGGUUUGAUAUUCAUCGAUCGUGUUAGAGGUGAAAAAGCCAGAGACACCCUGAAUCAGGUCAAUAGUAAAAUAAAAAAACAGAACAUUAAGUUGUGGGUGUUUCCUGAAGGUACGAGGCGAAAUACGGGAGAGUUGCACAACUUCAAGAAAGGCGCUUUCCACAUGGCUAUUGAAGAACAGAUACCUAUAUUGCCAGUGGUAUUCAGCUCCUAUUGUACCUUCUUGAAUGAUAAAAAGAAAAUAUUGAAUGCUGGCAAUAUCAUUAUCACCACUUUACCAGCCAUAAGCACCGAAGGGCUGACUAAAAACGACUUACCUGAACUUAUGGAGAGUGUGCACAAACUAAUGUCGGAGACUUUUAAACAGACAUCGGGCGAAAUAGUGCAGCGUUAUGCCUCACAAGCAAUAAAAAUCAAAAGUAAUUCUGCAGAGCAAACCGAUGACGGCGAAGAUGACAAUACAACUGUGAACCCUUCUCCCCCAACAACCCCUAAGAGAGUGGUUGAGACUUCUUCGCCAGCCUGCACUACAUCAUGUGAUUUGCCUAAGGCGGGAUCGGUGCCAACAACAUCGCAACAGACCAAAACACCAGCCACAAGUCAGGCCCAAGAUAUUGUAAAUAGAGCAACACAAAUAGAAACGAGCGCCCCAUCCGAAUACAAAGACAACAUCAAAACCAAAAGGCAGACCUUAGUUCAUUAGAGCUUAACCAAAGAAGCACAUACCAAUUUAAGAUAUUUAUUUCAUAAGCCCAUAAGCUGUGCUUGUGUUGCAAACAAUCCCCUUAUUGUAUUUUCUGUUUGUAUUUUGUCCAUACACAUACAUAUUUUUACACCAAAAUGUAUUAGAAAGUAAACGUCAUAUUAUUUUAUUAUCUCAUCGGUUGAAUAUAGGAAUACUCUCUUACAACUAUUGAUAAAGAUCGAAAUCCAAAGAUUUUAGUGAUUGCUCAGCAAGGCAAUGAUUAAGCAGAACCUAUAUGAGGACUUUGUGGCCACAUACAAAUAACAGAGAAAAGGGCCUUUACCACAUAUUGCAUUCCUUAUCUUCCUUACCAAGCGAGGACACUCCAUUUACAUUUCUAGUGUUUAGCGCAUAAUUUCAACCUUUGGCCAUCAUUAUUUCUUCAUUGAGAGUUUGCCAUCACACGAAUACACUGCAUUUUAAGUAUUAUCAUUCCCAUUCCUAUUUUUCGACAUAUCACCCAUUUACUUCAAGGGUGUCAUAACUUGCCAUUUCAGCCAGGGUUAGUGUGCAAUUCCUUUAUAUUUCAUUCAUCAUCAUCAUCAUCGCCCAAAAACACAAAUUUAUUUUCCACAUUCGACACUCAUGUGGUAAAUUAGUGAUUUUCAUUUAACACUCAUACACACACACACACACACACUCCUACACAUUUUUUAUUAAAUGCGAUAAGCAUUUACACCUGUAACUUGUCGUGUGGUUAAGAAAUCAUACACCUACGUCAUGGACAAAAUUGUUUUGAUUCAAGUGUGUUUCGAAAACAAUUUUCCGAUAGUUGAAUUGUUUCACCAGUUUGUUGCUUUUGGGACACGUUCUUUUCGUUUUAUGUUCGAAUAGUUUAUAAACUAAUUUAAGAAAUUUGUAAAAAAAACCAAGAAAAUUCUGUAACAAAAACAUUUUAAUUGAAAAAGAAAACAAGGCGUAUUUAAGAAAAUCAAAGUAUGUAGUCAAAUAUGUUUAAUUAUCCAAUACCAAUAAUUACCACACCAACCGAUAAAUUAGACAUAUGCCGGACUCACUCAGAUCAAUUUAUUUAUUGUAUAUUCCUAAAUAAAGAAAACAACGAUUUCAACUUAAA
Molecule: messenger RNA, 2695 nt
Organism: Stomoxys calcitrans (stable fly)
Lineage: Eukaryota; Metazoa; Arthropoda; Insecta; Diptera; Muscidae
Gene: Agpat1
Product: 1-acyl-sn-glycerol-3-phosphate acyltransferase alpha
Exons: 4
Coding region: 463-1578 (371 amino acids)
Biological process (GO): phosphatidic acid biosynthetic process
Cellular component (GO): endoplasmic reticulum; membrane
Molecular function (GO): 1-acylglycerol-3-phosphate O-acyltransferase activity
Source: RefSeq, a predicted model, not a curated record